AUGAUGAUGAUGAUUCGGAUGAUGAUGAUGAUGAUGAUGAUGAUGAUAGAUGAUGAUGAUGAUUCGGAUGAUGAUGAUGAUGAUGAUGAUGAUGAUGAUGAUGAUGAUAUUGAUGACGAUGAUUAUGAUGUUGAUUACGAUGUUAAUGAUGAUUAUUCGGAUGUUGAUCAUGAUGAUAAUGUUGAUGAUGUUGUUGAUGAUGAUGAUAAUGGCGAUCAUGAUGAUGAUGACGAUGAUGAUUAUGAUGAUGAUGAUGAUGAUGAUGAUGAUGAUGAU
Messenger RNA from Echinostoma caproni, 276 nucleotides. The record is from the annotation of a GenBank genome assembly. NCBI's taxonomy places the organism in Eukaryota, Metazoa, Platyhelminthes, Trematoda, Plagiorchiida, Echinostomatidae.